CUCGCGAGCAGGAAAUAACCCUCGAGACGGCUCCAGACGAGACGCCAUAAAUUGUCACUUGCUGUAGUAGUUUUAUUGCUAACGAGAGCCAGUUGACUUGGAGAAGAACAAGGAACAACACUGUCCAAAAUUUAACACCGGGGUCGCUAAAUAACGGAAGCAUUACGCCGUCAAAUGAUGCGUAAGAUGCCUGGUCAACUCGACAGCUUGAAGCCCAGGAAGAGGAAAAGCAGCUCCAGAAAGGCUUCCACUACAAGGAGGAAAUGUAUGAAAAGUCCAAAGACACAGUCAGCAGCAGAGAGCAGUUCAGUCAUCAGUGGCUACAGUAAAGCACUUGAUCCUCUGGAGAGACUCUCGCUCAUCAGCUGUGAAUGUCAGCAGUCGGCAGGCAGGAGGAGAUGCUCGGCAUCACCAGAGCUCGAAGGACAGGAGGGCAAAGAAAAUGAACUUAGGACAGGGCUGGAUUUGGACAGCUGCGGAAUGUACAGCAUCUGGGACAAACAGGAAUCUGAGGACAUGGACUGUGAUGAAACCAGCAAAAACAUCUUCCCAGAUGACGACAGUAAUCAGAUUCUUCCUGUGGAGCAGUUCUUUGGGAACUUGGAUGCAGUACAGGACUUUCCUCAGAGAUCGUCAGCGUCUUCAGCCCGUGUUGACAGGGAGAACAGGAGACGACAUUACUAUGCACCAGAGGACAGUGAUGAAGAGGAGGCGGGCCUCAGCAGUACGCAGCGAGACGACAAAGAGGACACUUAAUGAAGAAUAACUGCACUGAUGACUGUGAUGGACUCACAAUCAUACCUGUGGAAGGACAUAUGUUUCUCAGCACUUACAAAAAAGCGGCCAAACGUAUUCAGAUGCUGCCUUCAGUCAGCCCUUAAAUCAUAACGCCGUCACACGAAAACCAUGCGUGAUGAUGCUCAUGAGUCACUGGUGAGGAGUUAGGAGGCUUUAACUUGCUGUUGCUGAAUCUUGCUCACAAGCCUACAUUGUAUAAGUGCGUGUUUGCUUUAAUCCUACUUCCAUGUGCUGAAGUGAUUCAAUUCAAUAUUAUUUAUAAAGCCCCUUAUCACAAAACACUCCCCCAAACUCCCCCAAAAAAACCCUGUAACAGGGGUAAAAAAAAAAGGGAAGACCCAAGGAAGAGCGACUGACGAGGGAUCCCUCUUCCAGGACGGACAGACAUGCAAACGAUGUAAAUAUUCUUCACAACUCAAAAUCUCGCGCAUCACAGAAUUCGUCGGCUGGUGUUUAUCACUGUUUCAACAGUUUGAAAUAUACAAUUGUUGACUAUACUAUGAGGACCGUCCAAAUGCACAAAAAUGCUGAAUUGUUUUCGACUCGUAGUACUAAGACUGAAAUUUGAAAUAUUUAAUUUUAUAUUUUUUUAAUAUAGCUACAUUGACGGGAUAAAUAUAGCCACAUGUUGGGAACAUAUACAAUAGUGCCUGUUUAAUUAUUUAUUGCUGAAUUUAUGCUCACACCACCCAUGGUACAGACAACUUUGGUCUUACCUGGAUGGCAUGUUUGCGUGGCACUUUAUUCAGACAAGUCGGUUCACAUGACAUACUGCUUCCUAAUUUUAGUGCAAAUUUGCAGUGUGAGAUUAGCCUUACAGAAGAUGCCAAACAGUGUUGGAAUAAAACCAGAAGCUUUAAAAAGCUUCUUCUAACAAAUCUACAAAUUUAGAGUUCUAAACUUUUCAAUGCAAAUGUCAUGUGUUGAUAAAGGCAGCGCAAAGACAGAUUUCAUCUUCUGGUUUCUGUAUAUAAAUGUGGUAAAUAAGGAGGGUGCACGCGCCAAAGAGCAUUUCCAUAAUAAGAGCUUUUUAAUAUCAUAUAUUCAGUGUUUAAGAUGAAUGUCAUUGCUCACUAAGUGUCUAAUAUUCCUCAACUCAACUUUGUGUGCUGAGUUUUUUUGUUUUUGGCAGCUGAUUACCAUACAACACAUCUGUAAUAAUAACAUACAUAAAUAUAUAUAUCAAUGCAGCUCAUAAUGUUCCCUGAUUAGCAGGCCCACACAGAAUUCUAAUAAGACCUCAGCUGAUUUAAAAAAAAACAAACAAAAAAAAAACUUAAAAAUGAAUAUUUCUAUCAGAUUACAAGCAAAAAAACAAAAAAAACAUUCUGCAGAUUUUUUUUCUUGGUCACCACUAAAAAUGGUUUAAAAUAAUCUACAGAUUCUGUUUGAGCCUGAGGUUCCUGUUUGGUUUACAUUUGCAAGUAUGAAAAAAAUUCUACAUAUAAAUGUUUUAUUAAAACAAAUAUGGACUCAAAAACUUCUAAAGGUUUUUAGCAUAUAAGCAAACUGAGGAUAACUUAAACCUGACUUUAAAUGAAAUUGAGUUUUCAGAUUUUGUGGUUAGCAGUAAUUGCACUAGCGCUAUUCACUCCUAUGCAACUUUCUGACUGAGUGAAUACCCCAAUGUGAUAAAUUCAUGCAUUUAACAUUACCGUGCCAACAUUAAGAAAAAAAAUAAAGGUUUUUCAUGA
Messenger RNA from Plectropomus leopardus (leopard coralgrouper), 2492 nucleotides. RefSeq names its product chromosome 9 C1orf174 homolog (gene c9h1orf174). The record is from RefSeq and is a predicted model, not a curated record. NCBI's taxonomy places the organism in Eukaryota, Metazoa, Chordata, Actinopteri, Perciformes, Serranidae.